Messenger RNA from Heterobilharzia americana, 2634 nucleotides. Lineage: Eukaryota; Metazoa; Platyhelminthes; Trematoda; Strigeidida; Schistosomatidae. The record is from the annotation of a GenBank genome assembly.
GCUUUCAAGGUUACUGAUCAUCGCGACUUGAGGCACAUUGUGCGUUUUUCAAAGUCAUGUAUGUCUUUCAUGGCCUAUUCGAUUGAAUAUCUCUUUUAAAAAAGACUUUUCCUGUUUUCCUUCAUGAGGCAGUAGUUUCAGCUGACAUGCGUGUUCAGUCGUCAUGCAGCUGAGAAAGGGAUAAAAGUAUUAUAUUGCCUAUCACUACUCGGGAGAUAGUAACUGAGAUACGUCUGGAUACAGUACAUGGUAUGUUACACGAAUUGCUACUUGCUUUACAUGGAAUUGCUGGCGGCGUAUUCAGUGAAUCUACUACAGAGACUGAGAAUGAUUUAGGACUAACUAAAUACUUGAUACCUAUAUCUAAAUCCCUUCCUCUUAUACCUCAAGGAGAGCUUGUUCUUUAUACAAAACUGCUUAGACUUGGGACAUGCUAUGGAUACCUUGAAAGAUUUGUUCGGAAUUUUUCUGUACCGAACUACGGUUUAUAUGUAUCUGCUUUUGCUUUUGGUAUCGAUGCUUCACUUAGUGAAUAUAGAGCAGACUUACACUCACUAGAGACCGAACUUUUGAUGCACGCAGACCUUGGAGCUUCACACUUGUGUUACCGUCUUCAUUCCUACAAUAUUUUACUACCUAUACUCGUAAAGAUUACCAAGAAGGUGAAAAAUAUUAUUGAAGAGCCUGAAAGUUUGUGUGAUAACCCUAGCUGCCGAGUUCUAGAUGUUAUAAUAUCAGCAACGCCUGCAGGCCUUCUGGGUCCAAGAUUUACUAUUCAGAAGUUGGUGUAUCAUGUCGUGCAGGUGCUUUAUCGACAAUUAUUAUCAUGGCUUAUAUAUGGUGUUCUUCAUGAUCCUUAUUCAGAAUUUUUCAUCAAGCGGGUAAAUCCUGAUUCGUUAACUUUUAUGGAGCUGUCUACUUACUCUCCUGUUGACGUCUCAGUGACAGAUGACUCAUUAGAGACAAAACCAGUUUUUGUUGUAGAUGUUCAUCGUAUACCUUCAUUUCUAUCCACAUUGUUUGCCCAAAGAGUCCUCGCCACUGGUGAGGUUAUGUGUUUUAUCAGUAGCGAUCCUUCAGAAGCGCCGUUCCUCUUAGAAUUGGAAAAAACAUAUUAUCGGGGCUUUUCAGAAAUCCCAACUUGUUUUGAAGAAAGUGGUGAUAAACAGUUCGAUGAGAAAAUUUUCAGGAAUCCGCUGGAUGUUCGCAAAAUUAACAACUUAGUGUGUGAAAUCCAUAAUGUCGUUUCAUAUCAUGCUUGGCACAGUUUGAUGAACAAGCACAAACUAGUUCAAUAUCUUCACUUAGUUAAAGAUGUGCUGCUUUUAGGACGAGGUGAAUUAUUCUUGGCGUUCUUUGACCAACUUAAUAUUUCUUCUGAUCUCAGUGACCUAGAAAGCGAAAUAAAUUUUAAGAUCACACACAACAUUUUGGACAAACCUCCUCCAACAGAUGACAGUGAAAUCCGAGAUCUUGAAUCUAAUAUCACUGCAGCGUUUCUAGGAGCAGCUCGUUCUUUGGGUCUGAAUGAUGAGAUGUUAAAUACCAGCUUUAAAUUUUUAAUAAGAUUCAAAAAAGCAUCCCAUGAAGAUGAGAUGACGCAAAAUUUAACUGUUUGGGAUUGCUUACAUAUUCAAAUUACUGUUCCAUCACCACUGGAGUGUUUAUUCUCUGCGCAGAUCUGUUGUGCUUAUGAUAGGUUAUUCCGUUUCGUAUCUUCUAUUCGUCGAACACAACUGAAGUUACAACAUUAUUGGGCUGAUCAGAUUCUAUUAUGGCGUCGUGCUCGUGAUCAUACUCAACUCCCUUCAGGCUACUAUGAUGUAGUUAUGUCAAGAGACUAUUUUCAUAAAUCACAGUCAAAUAUUACUCGUCGUCUACUAGUUCGUAGUCACAUGGCAUUUAUAAUUGAAAAUCUACUAUAUUAUUUACAGGUUGAUGCCAUUGAAUCACAAUUCUCACAAUUCAUUCAUCGUCUGCAUACUGAACAAGAAAUUGAAUUGAUUCAGAUAGCUCAUGAAGCCUUUUUAGCCGGUCUACAAGCUCAAGCACUCUUGUUUAUGCCAAACGUAAAGUCAGCCAUCAUGAACUUACUAAAUAUUUGUUGCCAGUUUGUGAAUAUAUCAGAUCAAAACCACAGCAGUAGUUAUGACUGUGAAGAUACCGAUGAUGAUACCCUUGAAAAUAUUGAGUUACUCAACAAAGAACAAGAAAUAAUUGACAAGUUUUAUCACCACUCUGAGUCUCUGUACAAAGUGUUGGAUAUGUCAUCUGGUGUUAAAAGUAACGCUAGCAUAACGUAUUUUUAUACAAGUCGUUAUUCACGCAUGAAUAAACAUCGUCCAUCUGUAGGUACAGAUUUAAGACAACUGUUAUCACGCCUAGAUUUUAAUUUUUUCUAUAGUAAAUCACCGGAGAAUUUGAUUUAAGCUGAGUGAGAGUAUUAUCAUCGACUUACCUAUAUUUGCUUUCCAGAAAAAAAUUUUAUGCAGCAUUUGUUUAUGUGAUUUUUGGGUAGUUUUCUUCCUUCUCAUUUUUUUAUUUAUUCACUGUUAGGAAGCAAACACCAAUAGAUUACUUUUGUUCACAUUCGUUUUGUAUAUAUACAGAAAAUAAUGACUUAUUUUAGAAGCG